UUCUGGAGCCAGAAAGCAAAAGAGAUAUCGGAAAAGUUAUGGCUACCAGAUAAACAUGAUUUGAAAAAAUCGAAUCUAAAUUCUCAUUCUUGGUUCAAUAUCAAGAAGUUAGAACAAGUAUUUCUAAAGAACGUAGAAGUUCCGAUAAUAUCAAGACAACAACAAAAUAUUAUCGAUUCAGAAGAUGAUAGGUUGAAAUGCAGAAAAAUUCGCAUAUACCCAAACAAAAAGGAAAAACAGACAUUGAAAAAGUGGAUCGGUGAUGCAAGAUGGACGUACAAUCAAUGUUUGGAUUCAUUAAAUGAUAUCAGAGAUAUGAAGACUAAAAAGGAAAAGAUCCAAUAUAUGCGACAGAAACACAUUGUGUUAGAAACACCAAAAGCGAUAAGGGAUGCAGCGAUGAUGGAUCUUUUCAAGAAUAUUAAAUCUAAUCAUAUAUUGAAAAGAGCAAGAUUCAUUUUGAAAAAACGUAGAAAGAAAGAUGUAAAUCAAUCAAUAACCAUACAAGUUGAGAAUAUCAGGUGUAAGACUGGGAUGUAUAGUUUUGUAAAAAAGAUAAAGACGAAAGAAAAAAUACCAGAGAUAAAACAUGCUCUUAAUAUAGUCAUGAACAGAUUGAAACAUUUCUAUAUCUGUAUCUCUAUCGAUAUCGAGAAGCAUGAAAUUGUGAAUGAAGAUAUCAUAUCUCUUGAUCCAGGAGUUAGAACAUUUAUGACAGGAUAUGAUCCAAAAGGAAAUAUCUUGGAAUUCGGAAACAAGGACAUUGACAAGAUACAGGAAAAAUGUCAGAGAUAUGACAAAUUACAGAGUUGUAUGAAUCAAGAACUUGAUAAAAGACUCUCAUCACAAGAUUGUGAGAUAUAUUUGUCAGAAUUACCAGACUGUGUUAGUAUGCUGACAUGGAGUCAUUACAAGUUCAAAAUGUUUUUAAGGCAUAAAGUCAGAGAAUAUCCAGACAUGAACAUGAUCGAAUAUACAGAGGAAUACACUAGUAAGACAUGUACGAGAUGUGGGAUCAUUAAUGAGAAGUUGGGAGGGUCAAAAAAUUUUAAUUGCGGUUCAUGUGGUCUUAAGAUAGAUAGGGAUCAUAACGCAGAAAGAAUUACUUUAUUUUUGGAUAAUAUAACAAAGAUAAUUAAAAAUAAAUCUGAUAAAGAAAAUAAAGAUAUGAAUGAUGACGAUUAUCUUUCAGAAGGUGAGAAAAGAGUAUUUUUAAAGAUUGUGGAGAAACGAGAUAAAGAAACUAUUAAAAAGAUAAUAGAAGAUCAUGUGGAAAAAGGUUCUAUCGUACAUACCGAUUGCUGGGGAGGAUAUUUGGGUAUCGAAGAUUUAGGUGUCGCACAUGAAACUGUGAAUCAUUCGAAAAAUUUUACUGAUCCAGAAACUGGUGUAAAUACAAAUAUGAUAGAAGGUUUGUGGAACGGUAUUAAAUUACAGAUUGCACCGCGUAACAGAAACAAGAAUUUAAUCAAUGAUCAUUUGUUAGAAUAUAUUUGGCGCAGGAUAAACAAAGAUAAACUUUGGGAAGCGUUUAUUUACGCAUUACGUUCCACUGCUUAUUAUGACAAUAAAUAA
Messenger RNA from Scutellospora calospora, 1575 nucleotides. The record is from the annotation of a GenBank genome assembly. Lineage: Eukaryota; Fungi; Glomeromycota; Glomeromycetes; Diversisporales; Gigasporaceae.